Molecule: messenger RNA, 1278 nt
Organism: Rhinocladiella mackenziei CBS 650.93
Lineage: Eukaryota; Fungi; Ascomycota; Eurotiomycetes; Chaetothyriales; Herpotrichiellaceae
Exons: 2
Coding region: 1-1278 (425 amino acids)
Source: RefSeq, a predicted model, not a curated record
AUGGCGGCUUCCAACGAAAGCGAAUAUCGCCAAUAUCUGCCUGACUUGAGCAUUCCUCGCUUCACCACCAUGGCAAAGCAGGAUGCCCAUGUGUACGCCCAAGCUUUCAAAGAAAAAGGCGUACCCCCAUGGCUCCACGCCUUGUAUCUUCACUGGAUGAAACUUUUGAAGGAGCCAUUCAAAGGUGUGACAAAUGAUGGAAUCGUUCGACCGGGCCUGUUCCAAAUACAAGACGAAGGCAUUCCCAUUAACAAAAUCGUCUCAACGACCCAAACACUCCUCUCCCAACUCACCGCCGACCAACUAUCUAAGCUCACCUACCACAUCGACUCACCCGAAUGGCGAACAUGGUCCAACCCGGAAUUCCUCCUUAGCGACAAAGGCAUUCGCCUCGACUCAGUCACACCCCAAGUCCGCGACAGCGUCAUGUCCAUUCUUCGUGUCUCCUUGUCUCCCGAAGGCUACGACAAAGCUGUCUCCGCCAUGCGUAUCAACGGCUUUCUCGGCCAACUCGUCAAAUCCCCCUCUGUCAUGAACGAGUUCUCCUAUAACUUCGUCCUCUUCGGCGAUCCCUCCACCACUUCCCCUUGGGGCUAUAGCUUUUACGGCCACCACCUGUGCCUGAACCUAUUCUUCUACCGUACUCAAGUCAUCAUCUCGCCAUGGUUCACGGGCGCAGAACCCAACGAGAUCGACGAUGGAGCCUAUACCGGGACACGAAUCUUGCAGACCGAAGAAAAACUCGGUCUUCAGCUCAUGCAGUCGCUCAGUCCUGACCAGCAGGCCAAAGCCCAAACGUACAAAGAAAUGAAAGACCCCGCUAUGCCCCAUGGGCGCUGGAACCACGACGACCAGCGGCACCUAUGCGGCGCGUACCGAGAUAACCGCGUCGUGCCGUACGAAGGCAUCCUCGUCAGCUCCAUGACGAACGAGCAACAAUCGCUCAUCCUUGCGAUCCUCAAUCAGUACUUGCUCUAUCUCCCACAAUCGGCACGGGAUAUCCGACUAAAGCACCUCUCGACAUUCUUCCAUGAAACGUAUUUCAGUUGGAUCGGCGGCUUCGCGGACCCCGACCCGUUCUACUACCGGAUCCAGAGCCCCGUGAUUCUCGUCGAGUUUGAUCACCACUCGGGUGUGUUUUUGAACAAUACACACCCAGCAAAGUUCCACAUUCAUACGCUCUUGAGGACGCCUAACGGUGGGGAUUACGGAAUGGCGUUGCGCCCGUUGGUUGAGGGUAUCGAACAGAACUUUGUAUGGAGGGAGGAUGGCGAAUGA